ACUCAACCCGGAGAUAAUGGGAUUGGCUGCCAUAAAAUAUGCUAGAACGGUUUUCGUUCCUUUCCAUAACAAGAUAUGGUUGUGGUGUUGGGGAGCCAGAGGAGGUGGUGUGUUGGUCUUCCAUUACGCUCACCACCUCCAAUUCUCAUCCUUCCUUCCUCCACUAUCCUCAUCCUCCUCCUCCUCUUCCCUUGCUUAUCAAUCAAAAUUUUCAUUUUUUUUUGUUUACACUAGUUCGUGAUUUGUUCCCUUUUCUAGGGUUGUUUGUAGUCCCAUCAGGCAAACCACAACUGUUGGAGAGGGACCAUACCCAGGAAGGAAACCAAUCAUGGUUUUCCUCCCAUAAAGCAAAAAGAAAACAAAAUAUUAUUUUUCCAUAUAUAAUCUUCUUCCUUUUGAUUUUGAUGGAGACCUCGUACACCUCAUUACUUCAAAAACCCCUAAAUUUCAAUUUCCUUGCAAAAUCAUCGAAGAAGCUCACUGUCAUCCUUUGUCCUUCUCCCUUCUUUUGGGCAUCUCUUUCUUCCUCUUCUUUCACCUUAAGUUCGAUCCCAUUCUUCAUCAGUAGUGUUAUAUAGGUGUUUAAGGCGGGAUAUAACCAUGGUUGUCUACUGGAUAUGGAGUUUCUGGAGUCGAGUUAGAAGAAGAAUAUUUUAUGGAAAAAUUGUGAGGACCAUCUUUGAGAACAUGACUGACUAUGAUGGAUCCGAUGCCAGCUCAUGUCAUGGUUCGGAUUCGGGUUACGAUGAUUCCGGGUUACAAUGUUCUUGUGGAUUGCCAGCGAAGCUACGUAUGUCUCAAACCGCCAGGAAUCCGUUCCGGUUGUUCUAUGACUGUCCAAGGAGAUACGAUCAAUGUGGCUUCUUCCGGUGGUGUGAUGAGCCAUCUUUAACCGGCGAUAGACAUGCUGAUGAGCUAAACCUGAUCCGUCAUGAGUGCUCUAGACUUCAACGAAGGUACCUGAAAGCCCAACAGGACCACGAGAAUGACAGAGAGAAGUGGGAAAUGGAGAAAGAAGAGCUGAUGUCCACACUGUAUAAAGUUCAAGCCGAGCUUGAUGAAUACAUACAGAGGGUUAAACUUGCUGCUGAGUCUGAUCUCAUGCCACCAGUUGAACCGAUGUGGAGCAGUGGCAAGCAUGAAACUGACGAUGGUGAGGGUGCAAUCGAGAUUCACGCUAUAUAGACGAUAAGUCUUGCAAGCUUGUAACUUUAAUUUGGACGGGAAAUAAGUCUCUGGGUUGGGGGGGUUGGCUGGCAAUGGCAGGCAUAUUUUUCAGAGAUGUCAAGUCCGCUUGGAAAUGGGCUUCUCUUUUGGUUGCUCUACUCAUCUCUUGUGAGUUAUGGAACAAUUAAGAGUGAGUCUCAAUGAGCCGGGAAAGAAGAAAAUUGUACCUAACUAGACGAACUAGUACUUGCAGCUUGUAUAUGCGCUACUUUUUCUCAAGUUUGGUUAUAACAGGAUUCCAAAUAUCUCUCAGUUUCUUCCUGAUUGCGAUCGAGCAAG
Molecule: messenger RNA, 1506 nt
Organism: Linum tenue
Lineage: Eukaryota; Viridiplantae; Streptophyta; Magnoliopsida; Malpighiales; Linaceae
Source: the annotation of a GenBank genome assembly